GUCGCGGGAUCGAUUCCUGCGGGCCAUACAAAUGAGUGGUGAUGCCAACACGUCUAGUGGGGGAUGACCUCGAAAUUUGUCUCCUCCAUGAAUAUGACAUGCUAUGUUGGUCUAUCUCUGAUUAUGCUGUCCGGAUGUGUUCGAAAGUGCUGAGUAGGAGCAAUUUUAAGAGACCAGAUUUCUUCUUUCAUAUAUUUUGUAUGAUGUAUGGAUAUGCUGUUAGCUUCUGCAAGUCUUCUCCUCUGCUAAGCUCAGAGCCCGCGACUUUCUAUUGUAAAACCAUUUUGUAGUUUAUUUAUAUACAUGUAACUUUCCCAUAAGAACGAAAAUGGCAUCAAUGGAGAUUGAAACGUGCGGGAGCGGCAGCACCAAAGGGCGUAUGUGGUCUCUUGAUCAGCGAAUCGACCAGCCCAUUAACGACCUGGAGGCCAGACAUGUCAGAGCUAUGGAUACCAAGACGGAGCUAUCAUAUUUAAUGAUUCUGCGUCUUGCAUUUCAAAGUCUUGGGGUUGUUUAUGGAGACCUGGGUACAUCCCCACUAUAUGUUUAUAACAGCAUAUUUCCAAAUGGCUUUGAUGAUGGUGAAGAUGUGAUAGGAGCUCUGUCAUUAAUCAUAUAUACAUUAACCUUAAUUCCUUUGGUCAAAUAUGUCUUUGUGGUCAUGAGGGCUAAUGACAAUGGAGAAGGUGGAACAUUUGCUCUAUAUUCACUACUUUGCAGGCAUGCUAAAGUAAAAACUAUUCCUAAUCAACACCGAACAGAUGAAGAUCUUACAACCUACAGCCGACAAAAAAUAGAAGAUAAAUCUUUUGCAGCACGAACAAAAAAAUGGCUGGAAGGCAAACUCUACCGCCGAAAUGCACUCCUUAUUCUUGUUCUUGUUGGCACCUGCAUGGUUAUUGGUGAUGGGAUAUUUACUCCCGCUAUAUCAGUCCUUUCUUCUGUUGGUGGUAUCAAGGUAGAUCAUCCUAACAUGAACAAUGAUGUAGUGGUGGUUGUUGCAUUGGUCAUCUUGGUUGGUCUUUUUAGUUUGCAACACUAUGGUACAGACAAAGUUGGAUGGUUAUUUGCACCAGCAGUUCUCCUUUGGUUCCUGUCCAUUGGAAGUAUUGGAGCUUAUAAUAUUUGUAAGCAUGAUACACGAGUCUUAAAAGCUUUCUCUCCUCUCCAUAUAGUGCGCUACUUUAGAAGGGGAAAAAAACAGAGCUGGGUUUCUCUGGGAGGGAUUAUGCUCAGCAUAACAGGUACAGAAGCACUCUUCGCUGAUUUGGGCCAUUUCUCAACCAUAGCUGUUCAGAUUGCAUUCACUUCAGUUGUAUUCCCUUGCCUGUUAUUGCAAUACAUGGGACAAGCUGCAUAUCUUAUAAAGAAUCCACAAGAUUAUAGAGAAGCCUUUUAUAGAUCGAUUCCAGAUGCAGUUUAUUGGCCGGUGUUCAUCAUUGCAACUGCAGCUGCCAUUAUUGCUAGUCAGGCAACAAUAUCUGCAACUUUUUCAAUUAUCAAGCAGUCACUUGCACUUGGUUGUUUCCCAAGGGUAAAGGUGGUUCACACAUCAAAAGAUUUCUCUGGACAAAUUUACAUUCCUGAAAUCAAUUGGAUUCUUAUGGUUCUCUGCAUCAUAGUUACUGCGGGCUUCAAUAACACAACUCAAAUUGGAAAUGCAUAUGGUACUGCAGUUGUAGGUGUUAUGCUGGUGACAACAAUUUUGAUGGCGCUUAUCAUGUUAAUUGUGUGGCGCAGUAACUGGCUGCUAGUGUUCAUAUUUUGUGGGUUCUUCUUGUUUGUGGAGCUUGUAUACUUCUCAGCUGUCUUAUUCAAAGUGGACCAAGGAGGUUGGGCUCCACUUGUGAUUGCAUUUGUAUUCCUCAUAAUCAUGUAUGUCUGGCAUUAUGGUACACUGAAAAGAUACGAAUUUGAAAUGGAGAGCAAGGUUUCUAUGGCAUGGAUUCUGGGUUUAGGCCCGAGUCUUGGUUUGGUUAGAGUUCCAGGGGUUGGCCUUGUAUAUACAGAGCUUGCAAAUGGAGUGCCUCACAUCUUCUCCCAUUUUGUUACUCAUCUUCCUGCAAUACACUCUGUGGUUGUAUUUGUAUGUGUGAAGUAUCUGCCAGUAAAUACUGUUCCUCAAGAAGAACGUUUCCUUGUAAGGCGCAUUGGCCCCACUGAUUUCCACAUGUUUAGAUGCAUUGCAAGGUAUGGUUACAAAGAUCUGCAUAAGAAAGAUGACAACUUUGAAAAAAUGCUCUUGGAUGCCCUGUCCCAAUUUAUCAGGAACGAGUCGCUGAUGGACAGUUUCUCAGAUUCUGAGGAGUACACCCUUGGGUCACAGCAGCAGUCUCAAAAUGCUCCUAGUCUCUGCAUAGCAAAUGGAAAUUCAAUCUCUUUAGGCAUGGUAUCAGCAGAUUCAUCUAAUGAUUCAAUUAUCUCUGAAAGAUCUUCUCCACAACAACAACCAGGUUACCGUGUUAGCUAUAGUGCUCCUCAACAUCCAACAUACAGAGAUGAAUUGCAAUUUUUAGCAGAGUGCAGGGAUGCUGGGGUGGUACAUAUCCUUGGAAAUACUGUUGUAAGAGCAAGGAGGGAAUCUAGUCUCAUUAAGAAAGUUGCAGUUGAUUAUAUCUAUGCUUUCCUUAGAAGGAUAUGCAGGGAAAAUAGUGUCAUUUUUAAUAUUCCUCAUGAAAGCCUUUUAAAUGUAGGCCAAGUCUUUUAUGUGUAAGGAAGACUGGGUGAGCGUUGAAAUAAGUUGAGUAAGAUGUACAGUAAGCGUCUCCUAAUGCAUGCAGAAUAAGUAGCAAAGCCUGCUAUCUUUUGUACUAUAUUGCUAGUUACUAAUGCAUAUCCUUAUUCUGCAUCUGAUUGAAUCCUUUCAGUUGGAAAGUUAAUUACUGAAUAUUUUUUAGCAUUCACAGAAUAAGUGCCUGUUGUUUCAAUAUGUGGGACCAAAUCUACAAUAAUAGUCAAGUGGCAGGGGAUUCAGAAGUGCUGACACCUAAAAAGCAACGAGACCAGGUGCAAGACCGAUGGGAUGGGAUCUUGGUGUAAGCAUCACCCCUUAGAGCUUGGCAGUUUAACUGGGGAGGCCAGUCAUUUGUGCUAUGUGGAAAAGGCAAACAUGGUUUAUUUCAAACUUUUGCAAAUUUGUACAAUUUAUUACAGAUAUAUGUAUAUGUAGUAUGUACAUAUGGGAAGUGAAAUCGAUUGUUUUAAUGUGGAACUAAUUGUUAAAAUUAGUCUCAGUCGUAACUCUAAACAAAAUCGUAAUCUGUUUAUUAGCGCCCAGAAAUUCGAUUUUAUUAUACUUGCGAUUUAAUUGAGAUUUAUUUAA
This is a messenger RNA of Cryptomeria japonica (Japanese cedar), 3322 nucleotides long. RefSeq names its product putative potassium transporter 12. Gene Ontology annotation, biological process: potassium ion transmembrane transport. Gene Ontology annotation, molecular function: potassium ion transmembrane transporter activity. Bases 329 to 2713 code for a protein of 794 amino acids. The record is from RefSeq and is a predicted model, not a curated record. NCBI's taxonomy places the organism in Eukaryota, Viridiplantae, Streptophyta, Pinopsida, Cupressales, Cupressaceae. Gene Ontology annotation, cellular component: membrane. The transcript has 9 exons.